This is a messenger RNA of Ictidomys tridecemlineatus (thirteen-lined ground squirrel), 1682 nucleotides long. RefSeq names its product olfactory receptor 226. NCBI's taxonomy places the organism in Eukaryota, Metazoa, Chordata, Mammalia, Rodentia, Sciuridae. Gene Ontology annotation, cellular component: membrane. The record is from RefSeq and is a predicted model, not a curated record. Gene Ontology annotation, molecular function: olfactory receptor activity; G protein-coupled receptor activity. Gene Ontology annotation, biological process: G protein-coupled receptor signaling pathway.
AAACAAACCUAUUUAUUUUUGUGCAUGUUUGUGUUAUCAUAUUUCUCAGCUCAGUGAUUAAUUAUAUGUACUCUAUAUACUGCAUCUUAUCAACAUAAACCCACCAAGAGAAAAGCUAGGUUCUUGAGGCUGCCUCUUGAAGACACUCCAUUUCCAUCUCCUGAAGAACUGUGGACAAAACUGACAUGGAGCGGAGGAACCACAGUGGGAGAGUGAGUGAGUUUGUGUUGCUGGGCUUCCCAGCUCCUGUGCCCCUGCGGGCACUGUUGUUCUCCCUUUCUCUGCUGGCCUAUGUGUUAGUGCUAUCUGAAAACACCCUCAUCAUUGUGGCUAUUAGGAACCACUCCACCCUUCACAAACCCAUGUAUUUUUUUCUGGCUAAUAUGUCCUUCCUAGAGAUCUGGUAUGUCACUGUCACUAUUCCCAAGAUGCUUGCUGGCUUCAUUGGGUCCAAGCAGAAUCAUGGACAGAUAAUCUCCUUUGAGGGUUGCAUGACCCAGCUUUACUUUUUCCUGGGCUUGGGCUGCACUGAGUGUGUCCUUCUUGCUGUUAUGGCUUAUGAUCGCUAUGUGGCCAUCUGUCAUCCUCUCCAUUAUGCUGUCAUUGUGAGUGGCCGGCUGUGUGUACAGCUAGCUGCUGGCUCCUGGGCUGGAGGCUUUGGCAUCUCCAUGGUCAAAGUUUUUCUCAUUUCUCGCCUUUCUUACUGUGGCCCCAACAUCAUCAACCACUUCUUCUGUGAUGUCUCCCCAUUGCUCAACCUUUCAUGCACUGACAUGUCCACAGCAGAACUUACAGACUUUGUUCUGGCCAUUUUUAUCCUUCUGGGACCACUCUCUGUCACUGGAGCUUCCUACAUGGCCAUCACUGGUGCUGUGAUGCGCAUCCCCUCCGCCGCCGGACGCCAUAAAGCCUUUUCCACCUGUGCCUCUCACCUCACUGUUGUGGUCAUCUUCUAUGCAGCCAGUAUCUUCAUCUAUGCCCGGCCUAAAGCACUCUCUGCUUUUGACACCAACAAGCUGGUCUCUGUACUCUAUGCUGUCAUUGUACCUUUGCUUAAUCCCAUCAUCUACUGCUUGCGUAACCAAGAGGUCAAGAGAGCCCUACGUCGAACUCUUCACCUGUACCAGGGACAGGAUGCUAACCUGAGGAAAUCUGGCAGAGAAAUGGUUAGAGGGGAAGUGUGAAGUCUGGUGAAACUGGGGUUGAUAUCUUCUAUGAAGUCCUGUGGAGUUCCGGGGGCCAAAAUUAGAGGUUAGCAUUUCAAAGGCAUCUCUGCAGAGAAUACCUCCUAUGAUUAGUCCAGGAGAAGGAAGAGGAAUGGAUUGUAAGCUAGAAGUUAAAUUUCUACAGGCCUUUUCUAUGAAUUACAUGCUAGAGGCGGGUCUAGUAUUGUGUCCACUAUUGAAUUUACACAGUCCCACUUCUACCCAAGGAAGUACAGGCUUCGUUAUGGAAAAACAACAGACUUUAUCAUGAGCUCUCAUCUCUGAGAGCCUACUGACUGUCACCUGUAAGGGAACAGAGGUUCAGGAGGUGAUCACUCUAGUGUGAGUUACAAAGCAAGGAGAUAAGAAGCAGACAUUUUGUGUUGACAAAUUAUCAUUUCUUUGACCACAGGGUUUCUAGUUUCAUUUUUAAUUUACCGAGGUCAGUGUCUACAUUAAACUGGUGACUGAAAGAGA